AUGGCGUCUCGCCGCCGCAGCACUCGUGGUCAGCAGCUAACCACCAACCGAGAUCCAGAACCAGAACCGCGCCGAUCGGUUAGGGCGACUAAAGGCCAACAUAAGGCAUUGGAGCAGCUCGACCAACCUAUCGAGGCCCCCAAGCGCCGCGGCGGCAACAAGAAGGGCAAGAAGGCCGCACCCGAACCCGAAGAGCCCGAGGAAGAGGUCAUCCGCUGUGUCUGCGGCGCCACAGAGCAAGAUGAAGAUUCGGGUGAACCCUGGAUCGCAUGCGACCAGUGCGGCGCCUGGCAGCACAACAUCUGUAUGGGCAUGAGCCAGUACACAGAAGACCUACCUAAGGAGUAUUACUGUGAGCUGUGCCGGCCCGAUAACCACAAGGAGCUCCUUUCCGGCAUGGCCAAGGGUGAGCGACCCUGGGAAGCCCGUCGCAAGGCCUACGAGGACGAAAAGAACGACAAAAAGAAGAAAGGUCCUAAGAAGGGCAAGAAGCGCACUAGCGACCUCAAGGAGGAUGCCUCUCAAAAGUCGAAACAGUCACCUCCUCCACCCGCUGAGCCCAAGAAGGAGGCAAAAUCCGCGGGCGUAAAGCGGAAGAACGGCGAUGCUCCGCAGGAGAAGGAUUCCAAAAAAAUGCGGAAGGCGAACGAGGUUCCAUCAGUGCCUAUUCCCGGGUAUACACCCCCGGGGGAUAUCCCUCCCACCAUCUCUGGAUUGCCAGAUGCGCGCCAGGGACCAGCGAAAGCAUUGUCCAAGUCAUUGGUCGCCUCAUUUGGUGCGGCGGAGAAGAACGGGAGUAUUCCAUCCGACGGGGUGUCAGCCGCCGAGCGUGCUGAACGGCUCGCGCUCCAGAUUGAGCGUGCGGUCAAUGACACCCACCCGACUACGAGCUCGUAUGCGGGCCAGAUCCGGACCUUGGCCUUCAAUUUGAAGAGCAACCCUGAACUCAUCACCCAACUCGUUGCCCGCACACUAACGCCUCCGAUGCUGGCGUCCAUGUCUACUGAGGAGCUCGCAUCUAAGGAACUGCGGAAAGAAACAGCCGAGAUGCUGGCGAGAGCAGAGAAACAGGCUAUUAAGAUUACCCAAGAUGUCCCUCGCGUUCGGAGAACUCAUAAGGGUGACGAAAUCAUCGACGACGACCACUUUAUUGCUAGCGAAGAAGUACCGUCCGCACCAGUUCGCCGGCCGAGCGCGCCCAAGCAAGAGUCCGAGGAAGCGCCAGGAUUCCCAACGCAUGCCAGACACCGGUCAGCCAGCGGCCCGGCCGUUGAUUCGCAGCAUUCCCCGGCCAGAGCCGAUUUUGACCUGAACAAGGUCUUCUCAAGCGUCAAGUCACCCACUCUUCACCAGGGACCUCACCGUGCAUCGUUCGCCGUACCUCCAUCCGACGGGCCGGGUGAUGAUCCAGACGUUGAUCGGCUGCUGGACGACGGCACCCAAUCCCCGCCGUACUCGCCUAAGGUGGAGAACGAUCCGGACGUGGUGUGGCGAGGCAGCGUCAUCAUGAACACGAUCGCCGAAGUGGAUGUUACCGCGAAGCAUAUGGGCGGUGCCAAUCUCAGCGAGACCAUCGACCUUGCCUGGGACCAGCUGCUCCCCCGGACUUUGACUGUGUGUGGUCGUAUCGACGAACAACAAGCCAUUGUCUAUCUCUGCGGCCUGCGUUACAGCCUCCCCACCGAUGUUGUCGUCGUCAGCCUCGAGCCGACAACGCCAGCAGCAAAAUCGGGGAUGCAGAAACUCAUUGACUAUUUUGUUUCUAAAAAGAGAUACGGAGUGGUGGGUGACAAAGGUGUGGCCAAUGUUCGCGACACAUACCUCGUCCCUGUGCCAGCCGGCACUGGCAACCAGCCUGAAUUCAUGAUGAACCUGGCAGACAACUUCAUCCCCGACACGAGGACGGAGCCUAUGAUGCUUUGUGUCAUUGUCUAUCGGAACGACCCAGAGACCAUCCAACGCAUCCACGGCACGACCGACCCCAAUCAUCCACCGGUGCCCCAAAAGGCUAUUCCCCAUGGCCCAGGGUCCACUCAGUCUCCUGGAACUCCAACACCGAUCCAGAGCGGGUUUCCUCCGACAGGACGGGCAUCGGUCUCUGCGCCAGCAUUCUCACCGGCCUCCCCUCAAGGUCCAUUCCCGCAGUAUCCCUCGCCGAGGAUGUCUACGCCGGUACAGCAGUCGUCCUCAUCCCAGGCGCCAGUUUCACAAGCUGCGAGGCAAACACCAAACAUGCGCGAGGCGCAGGAUCAAGGCGAGGCUAUGGCCCGUGAGAUCCUUGGCCAUCUGAUCACCAGCCCAACAGUGGCAUUCCUACUCCCGCAGGCACACGUCAUGUCACAUAAGGAGUGGGAAUUGAUUAAGCGCAUCUAUGAGAGAGAUCCUAGGACCCGGGAUGAUCUUCCGUACCUUAGCACCAUACUUGAGAGGGAAGGCCAGCAGCAACAGCAACAGAGGCAACAACAACAGCAACAGCAACUGCAGCUGCAACAACAGGCGUCGCAACAUCACCCUCCUGCUCAGCCUCAGGUACCGCCUUCGCCGCAGCCACACGCUCAGCAGCAGCAUGCUCAGCAGCUGCAUCGCCCCCAGCCGCAACAACAGCCCCUACCGCCUCCACCGCAACACCAGCACCAGGCCCAUACCCAGCAGUCGCAACAGCAAGUCCAACACCACCCGCAUCCGGUUCGGACCACACCUAUCCCACCACCGCCGAUUCCUCCAGCCGCUGCAGCCGGGCCACCAAGGCAAACCCCUAUUCCGCCGCCCCCAAUCCCGCCCCAAGCCACAACGAGCUCCGGUGGGCCGCCGGCUUAG
This is a messenger RNA of Chaetomium globosum CBS 148.51, 2817 nucleotides long. RefSeq lists its product as uncharacterized. NCBI's taxonomy places the organism in Eukaryota, Fungi, Ascomycota, Sordariomycetes, Sordariales, Chaetomiaceae. The transcript is spliced from 2 exons. Gene Ontology annotation, molecular function: RNA polymerase II transcription regulatory region sequence-specific DNA binding. The record is from RefSeq and is a predicted model, not a curated record. Gene Ontology annotation, biological process: transcription elongation by RNA polymerase II; regulation of mRNA 3'-end processing; DNA-templated transcription. The coding region runs from base 1 to 2817 and encodes 938 amino acids. Gene Ontology annotation, cellular component: nucleus.